GCAUCGUUCCCUUCCGCGCCAGGCCGUUCAUGUACCUAUCGCGUGCAGAAAACUAACACGAUGCCUGGUGUUGGAGAGGCAGGAGACAACCGCGUAUCCACGGGCACCACAACAGCACCUCCCUCGUACGAGGUUUCGAUCGACCUGGGACAGAUCAUCAAGGACACGGGCGAUGGAAUGGCUCUGUUGCGUCGCGAUUUCUAUCAUGUCAAGGCACAUGCAGAAGUCGUGCCUCAUUUGGCAAGCUCAAUCUCCAGUCUGCAGCAGGAAGUGGAGGACUUGAAGGCGAUGAUGGAUAUCAACAUGAAGGCCAUGUGCGAGCGGCUGAAAGUGCCGUUCACGAGCUGUGAAGAGGUGCAGAGCAGCAGACGGCGAGAAGAGGCUGCAGCACUCGCGGGAAGCCGUUGGCAGCGAAGAGUCGACUAUAAAGCGCAGUCAUCCGCGCCGAUGUGGAAAGCGAGCAGAAGAGGGAGUGGAGGCAGUGAGUGAAGAUGAUGGUGAUGAAGAGGGAGAUGAAGAUGAAGUCGCUGUUCUCGUACGAUAUGGAACAACCUGCCCAUUGAAGAUCCAUCCAUGGAUGCUGGGGUGGAUGACGGGGGACAACCACAAGUUGGCCAAGCUGUCCCACGACCUCUUUCAGCUCUGCUCUCAAUCCCGACCACCCCACCGGCCCCCGCCGUCCGCGGGUCGGGUGGACCUGCAAUGCAGGACGAGGAAAAGAAGAAGAUGCCAUCCAAUUCCUCUAUCUCUCCACCCAUACAACUCCCGCACGUCACGACUGCCACGUUGCCGCUGGUGCAUGAUGUCUGCCGCGAAAUCUGUGGCCGUCAUCGGCUCGCUGAACGUGGACUUCGUGACCAGGACAUCGCGUUUGCCGCAUCCGGGCGAGACACUGCAAGCAAUCUCGUUCGACACCGGCUUCGGGGGCAAAGGAGCGAACCAAGCAGUAGGCGCUGUCCGGCUCGCCGGCGAAGGAGUCAAAGUGCGCUUGAUCGGGGCUGUCGGCGAUGAUGGCUUUGGUAAUGAUUAUUUCGAGGCCCUGGGCAAAGAGGGCAUUGACUCCAGUGGCGUGCGCAGAUUGAAAGGAGAGAAGACGGGAGUCACCAACAUCGUCGUGGAUGCGAGCGGCGAAAAUCGAAUCAUGUUCGUUGCGAAUGCGAACAUGACGUUCAAAGACGACGAGGACCUGGUCACAGGUCAGGAAGGAGAUGUCGUUGUUCUUCAGCUAGAGAUCCCGUUCAACACUGUUCUCUACAACAUGCGCAAGGCACGCGAGAGUGGAAAGCAUGUCAUCUUCAACCCAGCCCCCGCUGUAGCGCUGCCUCCAGACGCCUUCCCAGACAUGGACACGCUCAUCAUGAACGAAACAGAGGCUGCAAUCCUUGCUGGUCAGUCCGAAACCACGACGGCAGACAAGGACAGUCUGUUACAACUGUGCAAAGCGUUCCUGGAGAAAGGUGUCCGAGAAGCGGUAGUCAUCACUCUUGGUGGCGAAGGCUUGGUUUAUGCCACUGCUUCUGGCGCGUCAGGCCACGUGGGCGCCCACAAGGUCAAAGUGAUCGACACCACAGCGGCCGGAGAUACAUUUGUAGGAGGUUAUGCCGUCCAGAGAGCAAGACAUGUUUCUGCCUCUGGAGAAUUCGACUUCAAGCAAGCACUGGAGUUCGCAACACUCGCGGCAUCAAAGACGGUAGAGAAGGAAGGUGCUAUGGAGGCUAUACCGUACCUCAAGGACCUGUAGCUUGAGUACCAGGUACCAGGUAUUUCAAGGACUUGUAGUAGCUUGAGAGAGCCUUCUCAUACUCAUCGCUGCUCAUGCAGCUCAAGUAGAGACACAAUUCACUGGCACUUGUGUGGCUGUAAUGUAGUACCCUAGAAACCUUAUCACACAUCUCUUAUGCCCG
Sphaerulina musiva SO2202 is the source of this 1904-nucleotide messenger RNA. Its product is annotated as Ribokinase-like protein. NCBI's taxonomy places the organism in Eukaryota, Fungi, Ascomycota, Dothideomycetes, Mycosphaerellales, Mycosphaerellaceae. Gene Ontology annotation, biological process: D-ribose metabolic process. The coding region runs from base 803 to 1741 and encodes 312 amino acids. The transcript is spliced from 2 exons. The record is from RefSeq and is a predicted model, not a curated record. Gene Ontology annotation, molecular function: ribokinase activity.